Messenger RNA from Rhagoletis zephyria (snowberry fruit fly), 2122 nucleotides. Its product is annotated as putative sodium-dependent multivitamin transporter. Gene Ontology annotation, cellular component: membrane. Gene Ontology annotation, biological process: transmembrane transport; sodium ion transport. Gene Ontology annotation, molecular function: symporter activity. Lineage: Eukaryota; Metazoa; Arthropoda; Insecta; Diptera; Tephritidae. The record is from RefSeq and is a predicted model, not a curated record.
ACCACAGCCAAUUAAUUUUUAACGUUGUGAAAUUUCAUAACACGACUUUUAUGGUAGCUGGCGAAUCCCUAAAUAUAGUUUUAGCCCUUUAAAGUUUGCGACAUACUACAGUACGACGGUAUACAACCCCUUGUGAACUCCCUAAUUAUAUAUUAAAACAUUUAACUUUACAUAUCUCACAAUCUAUUUUAUAUAAUUUUUCUUCCAGCUAAUAUAUUUAUGACAUCUGAGUUGAUUUCUUCGCUUCGAUCUUUAGUUAAAUACAAGUAAAGGAUCACAAUGGAACCAAAUUUUGACCGUUGGGAUUUUGCGGUACUAAUUACCAUCCUUCUCAUUUCUGCAAUGAUUGGCAUUUAUUACCGUUAUACGGGCGGCAAGCAGAAAACAAUCAAGGAAUACCUAUUGGCCGAUCAGAGCAUGACCACAUUUCCAGUUGCUGUUAGUUUAAUGGCGAGCUUCAUGUCCUCCAUCACAUUAUUAGGUGUUUCAAGCGAAAGCUACCAGUUUGGUACUAUGUUUUGCAUAAUAAACAUCGCUUACAUUAUAAGCACGCCGAUAGCCGCAUAUUUGUUUUUGCCUGUUUUUUAUCGCAUGCGUACCUUGAGCGUUUAUGAAUACUUGGAGCGACGAUUUGGGCACUCGACGCGUCUCGCUGCUUCACUUGUCUACUCCGUACAAAUGAUCCUUUAUAUGGGAAUUGUUCUAUAUGCGCCAGCGCUUGCACUCGAAGCUGUUACAGGAGUAAGCAAGACCACAGCUAUAUUGGUUAUAGGACUCCUUUGUACAUUCUACUCUACUAUUGGCGGCCUAAAAGCUGUGCUUAUAACAGACGUUUUUCAAUCGCUUCUGAUGUUUGCUGCAAUCUUCGCAGUAAUUGUGGUGUCUGCCAUUAAGGCGGGUGGUUUGGCUCCAAUAUGGCAGGAAGCUGAAAAGAGAGAUCGUUUUUAUUUCACGGAUUUUUCUUUGGAUCCCACAGAGCGGCACACAUGGUGGAGUCUUAUUAUCGGAGGCAUGGUGACAUAUUUGUCGUUGUAUGGUAUUAAUCAGGUGCAAGUGCAGAGGUUGUUAAGUGUGCGAAAUCUCGAGAGCGCGCAAUCGGCACUCUGGUGGAAUUUACCAAUUUUGAGUACACUCAGUUUUAGUACCUUAUUUAGCGGAUUAGCUAUAUUUCACUACUACAGAAACUGUGAUCCUCUCCUGGAAGGAAGAAUACAAUCAAGAGAUCAGUUGAUGCCACUUUUUGCCGUAGACACGAUGGGUCAAUAUCCCGGCUUGUGCGGACUCUUUGUAUCGGGCAUAUUUUCCGCUAGCCUUUCGACUGUUUCAUCAGCGGUCAGCUCAUUAUCAACUGUGACAUUAGAGGACUACAUCAAACCCCUCUACAAGCGUAUCACAAAUAAUCCACUACACGAAACAAGAUCAACACUGCCAAGUAAAAUUAUGGCCGCCAUUUAUGGACUCGUAUGCAUUGGUAUGGCAUUCACGGCCGGUUCAAUGGGUGGCGUUCUGCAAGCGUCUCUCACUAUCUUCGGCAUAAUUGGCGGCCCAUUGCUAGCUCUUUUUACCCUGGGUUUAUGCACAACGCGAUCAAAUCAACGUGGAGUGUUGAUAGGUCUGCUGAUCGGGCUGAUAUUUUCGUUCAUUAUCGGUUUUGGUGGACCAAAGCCACUGCCAACAAUGCUAGAUUUCAAAGCUGAUGGUUGCGUAGCCGCAAUUAAUAGCACCUUAGUCGCCGAGGCGUUUACCCAGACUGACAACAUCGCGCUCAAUAUUACCACACAACUGUUGGCCACAGAUGAAGCUAAAGUAGAUUAUUUUUGGAUAUACAGACUGUCGUACUUAUGGCUUUCUGUAAUUGGUUUUUUGAUCACCUUAGUUGCUGGAUAUGGACUUAGCUUAUUGCUGGAAGCAUUAAAAUUGGCAGAUAAUAAGCAAAUUUACUUAGAUAAUCAACUAAUUGAUGGUGAUUUGUUCAUACCACCGCUUGCACGAAGAUUAGAAGGUAGUCAGAUUGAGGAAAUGACUAAACUGUAGAUGCUUAAAUCCGAGGGUUCAAAUUAGUUAUGUAAGGAAAAAUUUAGAUAAAUAUUUACAAAAGAAAACUAUGUAAUAAUUUUCAUUG